CGGAGGCACUGGGAGACAGGAACUGCCUGGCAUUCCAGGGGGAGGGAAGCACCGUGCAUCCCCAAGCUCCAGAGCCAUCUGGUGACAGCCUCCAGCUGAGCAUGGCCCUCCUGGCCCUGGGCCGGGACCCUUGGAGCCUCCUGGGCCUUUUCCUCUCCCAGCUGUUCCUGCCGCCGACUGCAGGGGCCAGUGGGCAGGAGCCCCUGCCCAGGAUCACGUACCGUGCAGGGGAGGGACGCAGGGCUCUCAGCCUCUUCCACCAGAAGGGCCUCCAGGAUUUCGACACUCUGCUCUUGAGUGGUGACGGAGGCACUCUCUAUGUGGGGGCUCGAGAGGCCAUUCUGGCCUUGGAUAUCCAGAACCCGGGGAUGCCAAAGCUGAAGAGCAUGAUACCCUGGCCAGCCAGUGACCGAAAAAAGAGUGAGUGCGCCUUUAAGAAGAAGAGCAAUGAGACCCAGUGCUUCAACUUUAUCCGUGUCCUGGUCUCUUUGAACGCCACCCACCUAUAUACCUGUGGCACCUUCGCCUUCAGCCCCGCUUGUACCUUCAUUGAACUCCAAGAUUCCUACCUGUUGCCCAUCUCCGAGGACAAGGUUGUGGAGGGGAAAGGCCAAAGCCCCUUUGACCCUGCCCAUAAGCACACGGCUGUCUUGGCAGAUGGGAUGCUCUAUUCUGGCACCAUGAACAACUUCCUGGGCAGCGAGCCCAUCCUGAUCCGCACGCUGGGACCCCAGCCCGUCCUCAAGACCGACAAUUUCCUCCGCUGGCUGCAGCCGGACGCCUCCUUCGUGGCAGCCAUCCCUUCGACCCAUUUCGUCUACUUCUUCUUCGAGGAGACAGCCAGCGAGUUCGAGUUCUUCGAGAAGCUCCACACGUCCCGGGUGGCCAGAGUCUGCAAGAACGACGUGGGCGGGGACAAGCUGCUGCAGAAGAAAUGGACCACCUUCUUGAAGGCCCAGCUGCUAUGCUCGCAGCCCGGGCAGCUGCCCUUCAACGUCAUCCGCCACGCCGUCCUGCUGCCCGCCGCUGCCUCCGCCGAGCCCCGCGUCUAUGCGGCCUUCAGCUCUCAGUGGCAGAUCGGCGGGACCAGGAGCUCUGCUGUCUGUGCCUUCUCUCUCAAGGACAUCAAGCGUGUCUUUGAGGGCAAGUACAAGGAGUUGAACAAAGAGACUUCACGCUGGACUACUUAUGGGGUCCCCGAGAUCAGUCCCCGACCAGGCAGCUGCUCCGUGGGCCCCUCCUCUGACAAAGCCUUGACCUUCAUGAAGGACCAUUUCCUGAUGGAUGAGCAGGUGGUGGGGACACCCCUGCUGGUGAAGUCUGGUGUGGAGUACACGAGGCUUGCGGUGGAGACAGCCCAGGGCGUCGAUGGGCAGAGCCAUCUGGUCCUCUACCUGGGCACCGGUGAGUAA
Messenger RNA from Leptonychotes weddellii (Weddell seal), 1412 nucleotides. NCBI's taxonomy places the organism in Eukaryota, Metazoa, Chordata, Mammalia, Carnivora, Phocidae. The record is from RefSeq and is a predicted model, not a curated record.